This is a messenger RNA of Penicillium maclennaniae, 1359 nucleotides long. RefSeq lists its product as uncharacterized. The transcript has 2 exons. Bases 1 to 1359 code for a protein of 452 amino acids. The record is from RefSeq and is a predicted model, not a curated record. NCBI's taxonomy places the organism in Eukaryota, Fungi, Ascomycota, Eurotiomycetes, Eurotiales, Aspergillaceae.
AUGCAAAUUCCACAUCCCCCGCUGGCCUUUUUGACCGUCAACUCAGAGUACCUGCUGAAGAUUCGACAUUUUCUCAAAAGAAAGAAGGAUGUGGAGGUUGUUGCAGAUGGGAAGUUCUUCGACAGCGUCGCCUUCUGGCAGAGGGCGUACGAAGAGUCGCAAGCGGAGCUAACGAAACUCCUCAACAACAUCUACGAGUUGGAGCAAAGCAACCGGUGUCUACUUGCCGAAUCGAAAGCAAAGGCCCAGGAAGGCGACGGCAUCAAUGGAAUCUCAACGAAGCGCAAGGUUGGCAGUACGACCUGCAUCAUGGAGAGCUCUGCAACAACGAGGAAAAAAUCUCGACGAGCUAAGCAUGGAGCAGGAGACACUGAAGAUGAUAUUGAAUCACCUUCACUCAUGAGGCCCAUGUACGCGCUCCAGCGCGCCCUGCAGAGAAGACGCGGCGCCAGUUCUCUCGCCAUUGAUGCGGUGAUUUUGUGCAAAACAGCCGAGCACGAACUAUUGAGCGCCAUCCAACGGGAAUUACACAUAACAAAGCAGACAGGUCAGAUCAAGAGUCAGAAUGGGAGAAACCCCAGUCUGCUUGCCGUCAUUCGAGGCGUGGAGGUAUCUUUCCAUCUUGUGCACAGAUCACUCAGAAGCAUCGCCGGUGCAAAGGAUAGGAGUCAGGGCCAAAUCAUCUACUACCUUGUAUGCCUGUUCGAGUCCACCAUGACUGCCCUUACCCAGCGCAGCACCGCUCUGCGUGGACGAAUGUCCCAGAAUCAGGAUCUAGCCGUCUUCCUCAAAGCUGACGCUACCGCAUACCAGGGCCUGAGCGAUCUCCUCUCUGAAAUGAUGCUUUCACUUGAUGUGAGCCGUCAAGAAGAGCAGAAGGUCAUGGAAGGGUUCUUUUUUGUUGUCCUUGACCGUAUUGGAAAGAUGCUUGCUCUUUUCACGUUCAAGAAUUUGCACUUGGCGACCGAUGUUUGCUCAAAACUAAGACCCCCGGAUGGAUUGGCCGCACUGAGCCGGGAGAAUCGAACACCUCAAGACAUCCAAAUUGAAGCAAAGUACCUGAUGGUAUUUUUGGAAAAUGUGUUGGGCUCCAAAUCCCCUCUGAAAGCUCAUCAAUCGCCCAUGCAGUCUCGUUUUGUCCAGAAGAUGAGAAAUCGCCUUCAAAAGACUUUGUUGCAGACGGUGUUCGGCGCUGAGGACCCUUUGUUCCAAGAUGCUUUGGUGCGCCCGACCACUCCACCUCCCCAGAGUCGUGAUGUCCAUCAUUUGGAAGAUUCAGAGUUUCCAGAGUGGUUCACGGAGGAACUAUGGAGAUUAGUUGGAUGGGACCUGUUAAACUCAACGGUCUGUUCUCGCUGA